Molecule: messenger RNA, 1459 nt
Organism: Fusarium odoratissimum NRRL 54006
Lineage: Eukaryota; Fungi; Ascomycota; Sordariomycetes; Hypocreales; Nectriaceae
Exons: 1
Coding region: 320-1003 (227 amino acids)
Molecular function (GO): nucleic acid binding
Source: RefSeq, a predicted model, not a curated record
CGACUAAGUCGGCCGACUCUAAAAUGGGCUCUAUUGGGUCAUUGAUAGCAUUCGUAUUAUCGGAUUAUUGCAGUGCUAUCAUCUACAUACCGAAUUACGAGGUUGCUGUAUAAAUUACAAUCUGCUAUAAACUCUCAAUAAUUAGAAAGUUUAGGGAAGAGGACACAAAAGUUACAGUUGUAGUGUUGGAAAUAGUCUGUUCAAAUAGCCAGCCUCAGGAACCAAAAUGAUUUAGGUUAGGCAACCUUGCAUUCUAGAAGAACUUCCCUUCUACAAGCAUCACUUACAACUACAACUGAGCCUCCACAGCCCUAGCAUCAUGCAGCGCUAUAGAGAAGACGCCUCUGAUGGGAGCAAUGAUGAAGAAGACAUUCCUUUACACUACAAGCGGGCUUUCGGCGCGGGACUGAAGCGACAAAGGGUCGAAUUUGUUCCCGCCCAAGAUCCUGAUGCUGGAACUACAACCACAAUAACACCAGCCAAGUCAACAGACACUUCCAUUGGCGAUUUAUAUGCUAGCAUCGUUCUAAAACCUGCCGAAGACAAAGAUACCAAAGCCUCAGAAGAAGAGCCAGAGGAAAUAUGUCCAGACUGCAAACUCCCCAUCUCAUCCACUUCACAGCCUCACGAAGCAUCCUUCGCUCACCAAGUCUCACUCGCACAUUCACACCCCCCAUCAGCACUUGAUCGCUCGCGCAUGGGCCUCAAAGCCCUAAAAUCUCAAGGCUGGGACCCUGAUGCCCGACGAGGUCUAGGAAGAGAGGGCGAGGGAAUGCGAUAUCCUAUCAAAGUGGUGGCAAAAGAAGAUACCCUUGGAAUUGGAGCGACGAUACCGAAAGAGAUCCGAGAAAAGAAAAAGGAAGAGAAGCCCAAGCCAUUAAACAGAAAGGAAGCGAAGCAGCUGGCGGCUAAGGAACGACAACGGCAUGAGAGACUACAGGGCGAGAUUUAUGGGAGAGUUGAUGUGGAAAGCUAUCUAAGAGGGAAAGGCGAUGAUGGAUGAUGAUAGAGAGACAACGGGAAAAGACGAACAAAGAUAACUCGAGGCACCGACUGCAUUGUAUCCUGUCUUCGAUAUCACAGGCCAUCACGCGGUUAAAGAGAUGCCUAUUCUAGGACUUGCUCAAGGACUCACCGCCGGAUCAGAAGAUUCGCCCAGAAGAACAACACUUGGCAACUCGGCUAUACUGCAGCCAUCACAGCUGGACAUUUCGGCUCAGAGUAUCACAAUGCCAACGCGAUUAGUUCUGAUUUCGAGAGCUAUUUCCAGUCAACUGAGCUUAAGCACUGAGGUAUAUCAAGAGUUUCAGAAUGCACCAAGUGUUUCAUGUUGCAUAAACGAAACAGUGAUAAACAUACGGAUAUGUAUAUAUCGAGAUCAUCAGCAGAAUAUCCACAAGUUCUAUUCUGCAUAAAAAGUCAAGAAAUGUAGUCGAAAUAUACUCAAAAUUCAAGCAUC